Messenger RNA from Aphidius gifuensis, 2419 nucleotides. RefSeq lists its product as uncharacterized. Lineage: Eukaryota; Metazoa; Arthropoda; Insecta; Hymenoptera; Braconidae. Gene Ontology annotation, biological process: regulation of proteolysis; proteasome-mediated ubiquitin-dependent protein catabolic process. Gene Ontology annotation, cellular component: cytoplasm. The record is from RefSeq and is a predicted model, not a curated record. The transcript has 3 exons. The coding region runs from base 242 to 2194 and encodes 650 amino acids. Gene Ontology annotation, molecular function: ubiquitin protein ligase binding.
AAACACAUGUGACAUGUCUUUAUAACAACAAAGCCCACAGAAAAAUAAAGAGGCUUAAAUUGACAAAAACAAAAAGUGAGGUUACACAGUAAGAUACACUUCAAGUAAUAAAGAAUAAAAAAAUUAUAAAUAAAUAGUGAUUUAUUUAUAUAAAAAAUUAUCUAAUUUAUCUCAAAUUGAGUAAAUCAAGGACAAUUUUUAUUUGUUGAUAAAUAACAAAAAAAAAAAAAAAAAAAAAAACAUGGCAAACAGCUCAGAAGAGGUUGGUGUUUUAAAAGAGAAUGGUAAAUUAUUGAAAAUUGAGACGUGGAUACCUUAUGAUAAAUACAGAUCACAAAAUUUUAGAAUUUUUGGUAGUAAUGCUAUAAUUGACAAAAAUAUUUAUUGCAAUUUUGAUUAUUUGGCAUAUUGUGAUAAUAAUGGAAAAAUACAUAUAAUAAUUCGUAAAAGUUUAUUAAAACAAGCAAAAGCAUCUUUUAAAAUAUCUGUUGAAUAUGGAAAAGCACAUGAAUGUGUAAAAGAUGAUUGGGUUGAAGAUAAACUUUUUUUAGGUAUACCAAUAUAUCCAAUUGAAGUACCUACAAAUAACUCUUAUGUCGAAUUACUAAUACAUAUUUCUAUCGAAAUUUUAUGGUAUGGAUUAAAUGAUGAAGUUCCAAUCGUUCCACCAAUGAUUGCUGGAAUGACUGAUUUUUUUUCACAAAUAAAUUUAAGUGAUUUUACCAUCGUUAUUGGUGAAGAAAUAUUUCCAAUACAUAAAGUUGUAUUAGCAGCACAUAGUCCUGUAUUUUUCAAAAUGUUUACAUCUGAUAUGAAAGAAGCACGUUCAAAUAAAGUUGAAUUACAUAACAUUGAUGCAAAAAUUUUCAUGUAUGUUUUAGAAUAUUGUUAUACAAAUAAUCCUAAAGGUACUGAUAACAUUGAAAAUACAUUUAAAAUAAUGAAAGUAGCUGAUCAAUAUGAAAUUAUGUCUUUAAAAUAUAUUUGUCAAAAACAAUUGGCAAGUAAAAUUAAUAUUGAUAAUGUAUUUGAAAUUCUUUUAAUGGUUGAUGAGUGUAAUGCUGAUGAAUUAAAAAAAUUUGCUACUCAAUUUAUGCUACAAAAUAAACGACUUAUCGUGGCAAAGAAUGAUUUUAAUGUUGUAGCUUUAGAGAGACCAGAAUUAUUUAUUGAUUUUUUUGUCAAGACAGUUAAUGAUGAAACAUUGAAAGCAGAAGAAUUUUGUGAAACAAGAAAAGAUUGUAAAUUAUUGACACUUCAUGCAUCGAUAGCUCAUAACAAAUACGAAUCACCAGAAUAUAAAAGUUUUGGUAUCAAUUCUAUAAAUGACAAUAAUAUUUGUUGCAGCUUUGAUUACUUGGCAUUUUUUGAAGAUGGAAAAAAAUUAAACAUAUUAAUACGUAAAAAUGUCACAAAACCUGUUAAAGUAUCUUUCGAAAUAUCAGUUGCAUCUGGAGUAGAAGAAGUAGUCACAGAAAUUACAAAAGAUGAUUGGAUUGAUGAUGUACAUAUUUUAGGUAUACGAAUGGACAAUAUUGAUAAUGAAUAUCACAGAAUACAAUAUCGACGUAAUUUUCAACUAGAACGACAAGUACAUAUUACUGUAAAUAUGUUAUGGUAUGGAUUUAAUCAUGAAAUUCAAACUCAUCCACCAGUAGUUGCUGGAAUGAGUGAUUUUUUUUGUCAAUCAGAUUUAAGUGAUUUUACCAUAAUUAUUGGUAAAGAAAUAUUUCCAGUACACAAAGUUGUAUUGGCAGCACAAAGUAGUGUAUUUUUAAAAAUGUUUACAACUGAUAUGAAUGAGGAAAAUUUAAAUAAAAUCGAAAUAAAUGACAUUGAUGUAAAUAUUUUUAAAUAUAUUUUAAAAUUUUGUUAUACAAAUAAAGCUGAAGGUGUUCAUAAUGUUGAAAAUAAUCUUAAAAUAAUGAAAGGAGCUGAUAAAUACAAAAUUCUUCUUUUAAAAUAUAUUUGUGAAAAAGAAUUAGCAACUAAAAUUAAUAUCGAUAAUGUAUUUGAGAUUCUUUUAAUGGCUGAUGAUUGUAAUGCUGAUCAAUUGAAAAAAACUGCUGUUCAAUUUAUGAUACAAAAUAAAAAACUUAUCGUGAAAAAGGAUAGUUUUAACUCUGUAGUUUUAGAACGACCAGGAUUAUUGCUUGAUUUUUUUGUCAAGUCAAUCAGUGAUGAAACUAAGUAGUACAUAAUAUGAUAUUAAAAUUUAAAUAAAACUUUAAUUUUAUUUUUUUUUAUUAAAAUUUGACAAAUAAAUUAUCUUGAUAAAUUUAUUUUUUAUUGUUAAGCUGCAAUAUUUGAUGAAUAAAAAAAAAAUAAAUGCCAAAUUUAAAUAAAAAACUUUUGAUAUUGAGUAUGUUAACAUAAUGAUAAAAUUAGUUAAUAAAGAAAACAAUUUUUACUAAUAAAA